Laccaria bicolor S238N-H82 is the source of this 1002-nucleotide messenger RNA. RefSeq lists its product as uncharacterized. Gene Ontology annotation, cellular component: cytoplasm. The coding region runs from base 1 to 1002 and encodes 333 amino acids. The record is from RefSeq and is a predicted model, not a curated record. The transcript is spliced from 4 exons. Lineage: Eukaryota; Fungi; Basidiomycota; Agaricomycetes; Agaricales; Hydnangiaceae. Gene Ontology annotation, molecular function: palmitoyl-(protein) hydrolase activity; carboxylic ester hydrolase activity. Gene Ontology annotation, biological process: protein depalmitoylation.
AUGGACGUAGUAGCUCGAGCUAUCGUCUUGAGCCGUCUUGAUGACGGUUUGGACCGUCACGCGCCAGAGAAUAUACCGACGGAGUCUUUACCGGAGGUCUACACCAUUGGCGGCAGAAGCUGGGACAUACCAUGCACGAUAGGGAUUAGUACUAAUCGUGGAAUACAACUUUUGACUGACACUAUGUCUGAAAUACACAUCAAUGACCCGGUCUCUUCCAAUGCCGUCCCAAGAGUCAAGCCCCUCCCAAAAAAAUCAUCUAUCCCCGUGCCUUUCUUUUACGCACCUAGUGACGACGGGGUCGACGAGAACUUGCUCAUCUUCCUUCACGGUCUCGGUGACACCCAUGCACCCUUUUCCAAGCUAGGGCGUCAGCUGAAGCUUCCGCAGACUGCCGUUCUUGCACUUUGCGCCCCAGAGCAGGUACCCUUUCUCUACGAGGAAUCGUACCAGUGGUUUCAAUCAUUCGAUGACCUCGGGGAACUAAUCGAACGACCAAACCCUACCCCUGCACUGGAUCUUCUCUCAAAAGUCGUCGACCACUUAACCUCGCACUGCCAGUGGCCUUUGAACCGCAUCCACUUCUUUGGAUUUGCACAGGGAGGGAGUGUGGCUGCAGAAUUCGGGAUCCAGCUCUGGAAGCGGCAAAUGCAGCGGCCAAAGGCCCUGAUGUCGUCAGAAUCUACGGGGAUUGAUAUUGAGCCGUCAUCACUUGGAUCGAUUGUCACGAUCUCAGGGCCUCUAAUAUCAUACCCAACAGUAUCAUCUCUUUGUCCGACUCCCGUACUCGUCGCUCAUAGGGCAGCGCCAGCUGAAACAGCCUUACAGCCGGGCGCUCUGAAGGACUUCAGUAAGGCGUACCAGAUCAUUACCGAAUCGAAAAUGGGAUCUAGAGGUGGAAUGCCCGCUUCAAAGGAGGAAUGGGAGCCGAUUAUGCAAUUUUGGAGUGCAAAGCUUGGGACGAGACACCCUGAAGGUUUGUACGAAGUCAGAAGGAGCUAA